Messenger RNA from Aspergillus melleus, 917 nucleotides. RefSeq names its product Zn(II)2Cys6 transcription factor domain-containing protein. Gene Ontology annotation, biological process: regulation of DNA-templated transcription. Bases 251 to 688 code for a protein of 145 amino acids. Lineage: Eukaryota; Fungi; Ascomycota; Eurotiomycetes; Eurotiales; Aspergillaceae. The transcript has a single exon. Gene Ontology annotation, molecular function: zinc ion binding; DNA-binding transcription factor activity, RNA polymerase II-specific. The record is from RefSeq and is a predicted model, not a curated record.
GACUUGGUGGGGCUUUCAUAUGCGACUAAACCAUUAUCGCCUAGUUAAUAUUGAAACUCAACAAGAGGCUGAGGCUCUUGGGGGCCGAAAAGAUAUUCUCGAAUCCUUGGUUCUGCGGUCGCUUCUCCCCUGCAAUAUGCAGAACCAGAAGUAAGAAACAGCUCAGCAUGGCGAGUAAAUGGAAACGAUCAAGUAAACUGAAGUCUAGGACAGGUUGUGCUACUUGCAAGUAUGUUGUUUUCGAAACAGGAUGCAAAGCGGAAGUCGAACCGAGGCUAGGAUCCGACAUGUCAAAUGCGAUGAGGAAAAACCAGAAUGCACUCAGUGUUGCAAGACGGGGAGGAAGUGCGAUGGAUACGAGAAGCUACUACUUAAGAAACAAGAUAACCGCGGCGCAACGCGACCGGCUCCCAUGGUCCAUUCGUCGGGCCAUGUCGUUCUGCUGCCAGGGACGCUAGAGGAGUGGAAUUACGUGCAUUUCUUCUGCACACAAACCACGCGCGCCAUGUCAGGGAUUAUUCCGAUGCUAUACUGGAGUUCGCUAAAGUGUCGCGACCCGUUGGUCCGGCGGAGAGCAUUGGCCGUUUUAUCCCGAGGCCCGCAGCAAGAAGGGUUGUGGAGAAAGAAACGAUUUCUGAAGGUGACGGGGAUGGUAAUAGACCUAGAAGAGCAAGAUAUGCUGCCAUGACCAAUUGAGCAAAGAGUCCCGAUUGGUCAACAACGGGUGUAGGAGUCGAUUGGGGAGGGUUUGAAGGAGACCAGUCCAUGUCAGAUUACCAUCUUAACGAAACCACAAGGAUGGGACAAGGACUGGGCGUGUGAAACUAAAUGGGUACACUGGGCCUGAGCUGGCAGGUACCCUGGACGAAAUUGAGUUUUAAGCGUGGCUAUCUAUUUUCUGUCAACAUGUCAUAUUG